CCUCGGCCGGGGCGGGGCUGUGCGCGGCUCUGGGCGCCCCGGGCCGACGCGGGACCCCGGCGUGCGGGCGGCGGCCCCGGGAGCAUGAGCGGGCAGCGCGUGGACGUCAAGGUGGUGAUGCUGGGCAAGGAGUACGUGGGCAAGACCAGCCUGGUGGAGCGCUACGUGCACGACCGCUUCCUGGUGGGGCCGUACCAGAACACCAUCGGCGCCGCCUUCGUGGCCAAGGUGAUGUCCGUCGGGGACCGCACGGUGACGCUGGGCAUCUGGGACACGGCGGGCUCCGAGCGCUACGAGGCCAUGAGCAGAAUCUACUACCGGGGCGCCAAGGCGGCCAUCGUGUGCUACGACCUCACGGACAGCAGCAGCUUCGAGAGGGCCAAGUUCUGGGUGAAGGAGCUGCGCAGCCUGGAGGAGGGCUGUCAGAUCUACCUCUGUGGCACCAAGAGUGACCUGCUGGAGGAGGACCGGCGGCGCCGGCGGGUGGACUUCCACGAUGUCCAGGACUACGCCGAAAACAUCAAGGCCCAGCUCUUUGAGACGUCGAGCAAGACCGGCCAGAGCGUGGACGAGCUCUUCCAGAAAGUGGAGGAUUACGUCAGCGUGGCCGGCUUCCAGGUGAUGACAGAGGACAAGGGCGUGGAUCUGGCGCAGAAGGCGAACCCCUACUUCUACAGCUGCUGCCACCACUGAGUCGCCGGUGCGCGGCCGGGGAGUGAGGGCGCGCGUCCCCGCGGCCGGCGCUGCCCGCCCGGCCCGGCCCGGGUGGCCCGAGGUCCGGAGCCACCCCGGGUCUCCCCGGCGGCGCUGGCCCGCGGGAGGGCGGCCCGGGCUGCCCGGGGCCGAGCUCUGCGCCCACAGACUAUUUAAGUGGCUUCUGAUCUGUAAAUAAAAUCAGUGCACUGUGACUCACCGCAGCCCCUCGCCCGGCGGGCGCCCGCGCAUUGAGAGCCACGUCCCCUGGCCUCGGUGUCCCCUGGCCUCGGGGCUGUCCCCGGCGCGGCCUUCUAACCCACCUCCCCAUCUCCACCUCAUCUCCAGCUCCUUUUUUGUGGGUGAGCGCCUGGGCAAGGGCCGCGCCCCCCCUCCUUCCAGGUGCUUUGGAGGGGAGGGGACCCCCCCAGAGAUGGCAAGGACAGUCGCUGGGCCUAAGCCCUGGGGUCCGGGCAGCACUGCUGCGUCCGCGGCCCCCGGGCCCAGGCCCCGGCGCCGGGAUGGGAGCUUCCCAGGGGUUCUGUGAUGGGUCCCGAAGCAGGCCCACGGCAGAUUCCAAUUCAGGCUGGAGGAGCUCACGGCCGAUGGGAAAAAGAAAAGCCAACAGAAACCCUUCAGCCUGAGCUGCUCACUCUAAAUAAAGCCCUGCUCAGAAUCA
Dipodomys spectabilis (banner-tailed kangaroo rat) is the source of this 1372-nucleotide messenger RNA. It is a transcript of the gene Rab24, whose product is annotated as RAB24, member RAS oncogene family. Gene Ontology annotation, molecular function: GTPase activity; GTP binding. The record is from RefSeq and is a predicted model, not a curated record. Lineage: Eukaryota; Metazoa; Chordata; Mammalia; Rodentia; Heteromyidae.